Molecule: messenger RNA, 6285 nt
Organism: Folsomia candida
Lineage: Eukaryota; Metazoa; Arthropoda; Collembola; Entomobryomorpha; Isotomidae
Product: pleckstrin homology domain-containing family G member 5
Exons: 24
Coding region: 1470-5897 (1475 amino acids)
Biological process (GO): Rho protein signal transduction; endothelial cell migration
Cellular component (GO): axon; plasma membrane; endocytic vesicle
Molecular function (GO): guanyl-nucleotide exchange factor activity
Source: RefSeq, a predicted model, not a curated record
AAGAAGGCUUGCUCAAUGUUUUAUCCUACAGUUCGCAAAGCUCUGAAUAUAAAAUUGCACAUUAGCCGAAAAGUCAAUAGCUGAGAGUAGUGUCAGUCAGCUCAAUUAUAACUCAACAUGUGAAUGUGUGACGUUUCCACAGAACUUGCAGAAUAUUUUUUUUACCUCAGUGUAUGUUUCACCUACUGUUGGGGAACGUUGUAAAUUACCAAGCCCUCUCAUUUACGAGGAUUUUCCACACAAUGGAUUUUUCUGCCAUUCAGUCAAUGUUCCAGCUUAAGUAACAGACACAGAGAAGCUCGUGUUUCAUCUCACUCUGCUUACUAUUGAGUCUUUAAUCUAAAUGGACGAUUUCGAAACUUUGUAAAACUUUUUGUUCUCUCUGAUUUACUAUUGUAUGCACGUUGCACGGUGUUGAGCUUCUCUGUUGUCAGCAAGACAGUUGCAGUGUGGUGGGUGGUGUGAAACCUGCAGAUGCAUUUUAAGCUAACAAUGGACAUGAUUCAAAUAACAGAUAAGACAAAGCGAACCGUUGAAUCAAAGUUUCUGCAAAGCUGUAAAUCAAAUGUCACGAUUUAUUUGGUGACGAUCUGCUGCUGAAAUUACUCACUACUAAAUAACUACAGAUACUCUCCUCUUGUGAAGUUGUUGACGUAAAGCAGGAUGAAAAGAAUAAUUGAACUCGUACUCGUUGUCAUCCUUCGCAAUGCUGACUUGAAGUAAACCCAGCACCACCUUCGAUUCGUCCCAUGAUUGUCCCAUUAAUUCAAUGAAAUGCAAUACGUGUGAAGAAGAUUGCAAGGCGAGAGAGCCAAGGGUCGUGCCGAGAUGUUUCUCAUCUUCCCAAAUUAUAACAACCUGCUGCUGACAAAGCAAGUUUUCGCUCUCGUCCUGUCAUACUUCUCGGGAUUAUCUGUCUCCGUGAUAAUCUGAAUUGAAGGAAAAGUAGAUUUGAUUCUGUCUGGCUGCGUGGACUUUGGUCCGAACGGGCUUCACACUUUUUCAACAAAGGAUAAAAUUUGGGUCAGGACGUGUACGGAUCUAGUCGAGAGCCAUACUUUUCCACUUUUCACACUACUGUGAAGAGGAGGAAAUCCAGGAAAUCGGCCCAGAGAUCAAAGAAGAACCCACAUGAAAUGAUAGGCAUACAAGCCUAGUUUUCGGAUAAAACUACAUUUUUCGAGUUAUUUUUAUCCGCCCAAGACUUUCGGUGUAAAAAGGAUAAAGAACCGUUCGGGUUCCAGUUCAUUGAGUGUUUCACAAAACAGGAAAAAUGGGCAGAAAUGUUCGACUUGUACAUAAAUUCAUAAAGUUCCUACUAAAUACUAAGAUGUUUUACGACUUCAAAAUAAAUAGUUUUUAACACUGUUGAUUUUCAAAGUAAUCAUAAAAUUAACCCAUACUGGAAAGUUAGACGUGAAAAAUUCCAGAUUGUCAAAUCGUGUCAAAUAUCUAUAACUAAUUUCGCAAUGUCCGGAAUAUCAGGAAAUGGUGGGAAGAUGAGCUUGCCAAUGAACUUGAUGUUUGAAAGUUUGCUAAAACUUGACCCAAUUCUGAGUGGAAUAUCCUCGCAAAUGGGUCCGAUUUGUGAGGAAAGCAGCACAGGAGAAUGGGGCAAUGGAAGUGUGCGAGUGAGUGAAAGUAGGAAAUUGUUCAAGAAGAAUAGCAGUCUGAGGAGGUUCAACUCUGGCAUAUCCACCACCCUGCCAACUCGGGGUCUUCGCAGCCCCAGCCUAAGCCUCAAUUUCGAGGAGAUUUCCCAUGACAAAGUGCUGCAACACAACAUCAACUCGGGGCGUUUUGAAAGAUCGGGUAGCUCAAAAUCCUAUGCAAAAAACCGGAGGAGCCCUCUUUCUCGACUUUGGCAAAUGAGGAGAAAGUCUUUCAGCCACUGCGAGUUUGAGCUUUCUCCCACGAAUGAUACCACCAAGGAACUUUCCUCUCCAAGCAGUGCUGCCAAUGGGAGAGCGUGUCCAUCGUUUUUUGACGUGGACGCAGCCACGGCCGGUGUCUUCGGCUUCUUCAGCUUCCUCGACGAAGACCACUGGGAAGCAGGGGACGACGUCUUCGGAGCCAGACAGCGUGUACAGCACGGUACACUCCCAAAGUCCAAAAGUUCGUCUCGCCUGUGCGGCCAUGAUAACAGCCAACGAGUGAGUUCUAACAGUUCGGAUGAUUACGGUUUCCUGCGUCCAAGAGCACGGAGCAAGUCCUUGGUGGAAUCAAACUCGCUUAUAUUUGAUCUAGAUGAUAAAAACAUCAGACGACGGGGGAAGAUUAACACAGCAACAUCAGACUUUGAUGAUGAAGACGAUGAGCUAUUUAAUGCCGGAUCCUUCGUACGAAGCAAUGCGAAUCCAGGACCAGGAUUGUCGGGAAGUAAGCGAUCAUCAAAUUUAAGGCGAAGGAAGGCCUGCUAUCGGGAUAAAAGAUCCGAGGGUCGAUCACGAAGCCUGACCCAGAUCCAUCACUUGGACUCUGGUUUGGGGAUGAGUAAGCAGGAUAUGGACUGUAAAUCAGAGCCUGGACAUCCAAAUGACCAGGCCGGAGUUCUACUGGUCCCACCACCAGCGGAAAGCUCUUCCCAAAAGUCACCUUUACAACAAUCCAAGCGGGGAAAAAACCGAUUUUUCAGUGCCUCCGCGGAAGACACGACCUUUGGUGGCUCGACCAACUCCAACCUGUCUCCGGCUGGUCCAAAUUCAAAUUCUCAAGACGCUUCUCAAACCAACGCGAGCUCCGCAAACACCCCGACUGCUGGUCCUGGAUCCGCACCUGUUUCCGCAGCCAAGAAGAGAUCACUGCUGUCUUUGUCAUCCCCAAAAUACUAUCAACGUCAAUCUCGACAUCCAUCGGGAGUUAUCUCUCACGAGGGGAGUCUCAAAGUAAAAAAUGCGACAAAGCAACAUCGGUGGAGCAGUCUCUUUACCACCUCUGUCAAGGAGAGUUCCAAGAUUGAGGCGCUAUCUGAUCAUCUGGAUAACUACGAGAAAUAUGGUAUUCCAAGGCCUAACGCAAUCCUCUGUGAUAAGGACGAAUUAGAAUCCAUAAACUCUUUGGAGGCGGAUUGGAGACCAAUUGUAGAGCGCUGGGGAGAUCUCACAUACCGAGCAAAACAACAGCAGUCUGCUAUUUGGGAACUCGUUGAAUCGGAAGUGUUGUAUCUGAAAACUCUCGAACUCCUAACUGAUCUCUUUCUGGCCUGUCUUUACAACCUCCAGUCCGCAAAUAUCCUAAACGAGAUUGAUCGAGAUAAGAUUUUUGCUAACAUUCCAGAAAUUUACAAAGCUAACAAAACCCUUUGGCUAGAAUGCCUAUGGCCUAUGGUACAAAUAGCGCGUGAUACUAGAAAACCUUUGAAUUCCUCGGAGCUUCAUAGUGGAUUUCAUCAGUUUGCCGUGAUAUGCAAACCCUACAUUCAGUAUUGUUUGGAGCAACCUAUAAGUCAAGAAUAUUGUCGCGCAAAUGACCAAAGGAAUCCAUUAUUCAAAGUGUAUCUUGCUUGGUGUGAAGCUCGUCCUGAGUGCAACCGAGAACGACUGACAGAUAUAUUGGUUCGCCCACUCCAAAGGAUGACAAAAUAUAGCCUUCUGCUGGGAGCUAUUUUAAAAUACACUGAUGACCCAGGAGAGCGGCUUUGCCUCGAGGAAAUGAUUGACCACGUGGAGAGAUUUGUUAUGAGCGUGAAUGCAGCAUUAAGAAACCAACAAGAAUCUGAAAGGUUGCAAGGUAUCAUGGACAAAAUGGAGUUCUAUGACGUUGUAGAUACAAAAGACGAAGAGCUUGAGCUAGUCAUCAAGUCGCACUCUAGACUAAACUUAUUCGAGCCAAUGCCAAGUUGUGGAUCUGUGAAGAGAUGGUUGAUUUUUGAGAGCGAUAUGAGAUUACGAGAUUCUUUCAGUUCUAAGAUUGACGUGCGUUGUUUCCUCUUCACCGAUAUGCUUCUCAUAUGCAAGCAAACGACGAGACAGGGGGAUAAGCUAAAAAUCAUUCGACAGCCCUACAUGGUGGACAAAUUAGUUGCAAGAGAGUACAAUAAGGACCCAUGUUCAUUCGGCCUCGUUUAUCUAAAUGAAUAUGGUACAGCUAUUGCCGCACUGGCGCUUCAUGGUCGUGAUAAUAAACUAGUCAAACAAUGGCUGGAGCAUAUCAAGAAGGCAACCAAACUGUAUUUGGAAGCCAAGGCAAAAACAGACGAAAACCUUGAAUUUCCUCUCACCGGAGCUCACUUAAUCGGAGAGUUGCCAGAUACGGACGCUGGAAUAGAGCUGGAGGACGAAGAAAAUAGCAGUGCUGGAUUGAUAUAUUUGCCACCACAAAACAUGAGUAGUCGUGCCAGCCAGAUGUCAAGCUUACUGCAUUCACAUUCUGGGUCUAUCGAAAUGAACGAAACUUCCCUUAUUUCAAGUCGGGCAAGGAGUUUUGAACAAGAACUCAGAGGUUCUAGUCUCAGUUCGGAGGAGGGAACAAAUGGAAAUGAUCCCAGUUCUACAGGGGCCACAGGGAAUUUAAGCUCCGCUAGGUCGCUUAGUGUAGAAACAGGACCUCAGCUCAGGCCCGUUUCACCGCGACAUGAUCGCAGGAGAUUGUUCAUAUCGAAAUCCCCAAGUCCCAACUCUCUCUCAGUUCAAAUUCCGGUUCCAAAUAUCCUUGGCCAGUCCUUACCUAAUUUGAACGCUUCACCUCCACAACCUCAGUCUCUUACGGUGCCCAAAUGUUCACUAAGUCCUACUCACCGUGGAAUCUCGUAUCCUCCUCCUUCACCUCGGGGACUUCGACGUUCACAAGCACUCCUAUCGUCCCUGAAUCCACCUUUGACAAAAGUUAAACAAGUUGGAUGUAUAAGUCCGGAAAAGUCACCCGUCACACCCACUGCCGUGGUUGAGAUUAAAGACCCGAUUCCUCCAAGCAAUGACGUUUCACCUUCAGUACCACCAGAAGACUGUUUCAACAGACGUGGUCCCAGGAGCCCCACUCUUGCACAACGUAAAAUGGUUUCUGCCACUGCUGCUGCCGCUAUUGCGAAUGAAAAUUCGGUAAAAAUACUUCAUAGCAACCCUGACACUGGUGUACACCUUGGGGGCGACGUGGGCGAAAACUGCAACAUGGCACGAAGACUAGCUAGAAAUGAAAGAAUGGACAAUAAACGAUAUUACACGGCUGGUGUCAUUGAAGAUAUAAAGAAGGAGAAUACCAGAGAGAAGGACUCUGCAAUACAAAAACGACUUUCCUGGAACCACGGUCCCCAAACCCAAUUGCAGUCUGAACAGAGCAAAUUGGCAGCUGAGUUUAACCGAAAGUUCUUUAGUUCGGAAAGCAUGAGUAGCAUUCGUAGCUCUUCUGGAGUUUCUUCCACAAGUUCCCUUUCGCAUUGUAGCGACGUGGACACACCUCGAGAAGUGGGCGAGAUUGGAUUCGGAUUCCCAAGAAGGGGAGGAUCUAGCAGUUCCACAGCGGUCAACCCCAGGACGCUUCCGGACGUUCUGAUUGCCGUCAGUGAACCAGAGGAACGUGGUGGAGGUCCGGCAAAUAAAUGUUUCAUCGAGCCAUCCAGCGGUAGUUCACAACGGCUGAACAACUCCCCAGCUAACCAACGACGACUUAUUGGUAGUCUGCGGACUUCCAGUGCGGAAGAUGAUCAUAAUGUUCCCUCAGAGGAUGAAGAAUUCGAUUCACUUGCAUAUCAAAGGGCAACUGGUUCUAUUAAGAUUCGCAAGAACAAAGUGGACAUGCAGCAGGGACAAAGCAAAUCAUUUAACUAUGAAGAUCAGAAGAGUGUAAAUCCGACACCAACAACUGCAUUCUCAUCGACAAAACCCAUGGAAGGGGAAGGUUCCAAGAAACCAAAAGAUUUGCUUAACCGUUUGCUAACUGAUGGAUCACUAGAAUCAUCGUAGUGAUGUAUGACCAAAUGACGCCACCUCUGAAGCCCCUUAUACUUGUGACAAAAUACAUGCAUAAUCAUCACUUACGAGAGCUCUGAAUCGGCAUUGUCAACAUUCGAGAUCAUGUUGACUAUAUACUUUAAAAUUACAGAAUGGACGAAAAGCUUUAAGAAUUAUAAUUGUGUAUAACUUUAUAAAUAGGACAUUAAUAUUAGAACAUACAACUAUAAGACAUAUUUAGAACCGUAUUAUUCUCGCCCUCGAACCAAAUGGUGCUAUUCAAUAUAUGCAUUGCUUAAAUGGUUAACAUGGGUAUCAAAGAGUAUUAGAUUUUUAUCAAAAAUUAUAAUAAUUAUUCUAUUUAACGGUAUAAUAAAUGUGAUGAAAUUUUUAAAAAAUC